AUGACAGCCGCAGAUCUGUCCGGAAAGAUGUUUAUCUUCCCACGUGAAACAAAUACAGCUCAUGUGAAAUUAAGUCCAUUAAAGCAAAACUUUAAUUCAGUAACUGUCUGUCAAAGAUUCUUCACAGACCUCAUUAGAGGCCACGUCCAUUUUUCUUUGGCCACGCCCAGUUAUUCCAAUACCUUUUUGGUUUACUGGGAUGGCACUGACAAGGAAUUUGAAAUUUCUACCAUGGAUACAACAGGACUAUUUGGAGUAGAAGACUACAAGCGAAACACAUGGCACUCUCUCUGCACCACAUGGGACCCUGUGUCUGGGCUGGUGCAGCUGUGGUUGGACGGACAACCUUCAGUUAAGAAAUUUACCCGCUCCGUGUCAAAUAUCAGGGGGUCUCUUAUAAUCAUGUUAGGACAGGAACAGGACAGUCAUGGUGGUGGGUUCGACAUCAAGCAGUCUUUUGUUGGAAUGAUGUAUGAUGUCCAUAUGUGGGACUAUGUCCUCUCUACCUGUGAGAUUCAAAAUUACAUGGAUUACAGAAGCUUUACUCCGGGUAAUGUUCUAAACUGGAGGGCUAUGGAUUACCAGAUAAUAGGACAAGUUCUGCUAGAGAACAGAGCAAUGGUUUGUUUGUAAACUAUCAAAUUGUUGUACAACAUGCUUGAGCUAGAAAAGAAUUGUUAAAAUUAAUGAUCCAUUUUAAAUAAUGCAUAACAAAGGAUCUGUAGCUUGAUUUAAAUAAUUAUUGUUUGUGUUUUCCCAAUAAUCAAAUCCAAGAUUUCAAUCCUGAUGAAUUAGUUUAGACACCAUUUUUGUAUGAUAUUAUUUUCUUACAAAUACCUUACUCAAUUAAAGCUUGCAAAGAGAAGAAAAAA
This is a messenger RNA of Cyprinodon variegatus (sheepshead minnow), 872 nucleotides long. RefSeq names its product C-reactive protein-like. Bases 1 to 633 code for a protein of 210 amino acids. The record is from RefSeq and is a predicted model, not a curated record. The transcript is spliced from 4 exons. NCBI's taxonomy places the organism in Eukaryota, Metazoa, Chordata, Actinopteri, Cyprinodontiformes, Cyprinodontidae.